AUGUUCCGCCCACGUCCCUCCACCAUCCGCACCUUUGCGACCACCACCCGCCGCCUCGCCAACGCCCCCCUCCCCCCAGCACCCCCCUCCGACUAUCUAAUCAACCUCUCCAAAUCCCAAGGCGUCGCCCAAGGGCUCACCGGCGCAAUCGGCUACACCCCCCUCAUCCGCCUGAACCACCUCUCCUCCCAAACCGGCUGCGAGAUCCUCGGCAAAGCCGAGUUCAUGAACCCGGGAGGCUCAAUCAAAGACCGCGCAGCCCUCUACGUGGUCAAAGACGCCGAAGAAAGGGGUCUCCUCCGCCCCGGCGGCACCGUGGUCGAAGGAACCGCAGGCAACACCGGCAUCGGUCUCGCCCACGUCUGUCGGUCAAGAGGUUACAAGCUGGUCAUCUACAUGCCCGACACCCAGUCCCAGGGCAAGAUCGAUUUGUUGCGGUUGUUAGGAGCUGAGGUCUACCCCGUGCCUGCGGUCGCGUUUGAGAACCCACAAAACUACAACCACCAGGCAAAGAGGCAUGCCGAGAGGUUGGACAACGCCGUUUGGACAAACCAGUUCGACAACACCGCCAACAGGAGGGCGCAUAUCGAGACGACGGGACCGGAAAUUUGGUAUCAGACUGGGGGCAAGGUCGAUGCGUUUACUUGUGCGACUGGUACCGGCGGGACGUUGGCGGGGAUUACGAGAUAUCUCAAAGACAAGUCCAACGGGAAAGUCAAGAGCUUUUUGGCCGACCCCCCUGGGAGUGUCCUCCACUCUUACCUGCAGUCGGGCGGAAAACUGAUUGAGAGGUCUGGGUCGAGCAUCACGGAGGGUAUUGGACAGGGCAGAGUAACCGACAAUCUCGCUCCUGAUGUGGAGUUGCUGGAUGGCAGUUUGCACAUCGGUGAUGAGAAGAGCAUCGAGAUGGUGUAUAGGUGUUUGGAUGAGGAGGGCUUGUAUCUCGGUGCCAGCUCCGCGUUAAACGUGGUAGCAGCCAAGGAGGUUGCGGAGAAGCUUGGCAAGGGGCACACCGUAGUCACGGUUCUCUGCGAUGGCGCAUACAGAUAUGCCGACAGGUUGUUCUCCAAGAAGUGGCUUGAGAACAAGAAUUUGCUGAGCGCGAUCCCGGAGAAUCUCAAGAAGUACAUUGUCCUCCCAUAA
Messenger RNA from Podospora pseudocomata, 1143 nucleotides. It is a transcript of the gene CYS17, whose product is annotated as Cysteine synthase 1. The transcript has a single exon. Gene Ontology annotation, molecular function: pyridoxal phosphate binding. Gene Ontology annotation, cellular component: cytoplasm. The record is from RefSeq and is a predicted model, not a curated record. Bases 1 to 1143 code for a protein of 380 amino acids. NCBI's taxonomy places the organism in Eukaryota, Fungi, Ascomycota, Sordariomycetes, Sordariales, Podosporaceae.